This is a messenger RNA of Trichophyton benhamiae CBS 112371, 621 nucleotides long. RefSeq lists its product as uncharacterized. Lineage: Eukaryota; Fungi; Ascomycota; Eurotiomycetes; Onygenales; Arthrodermataceae. The record is from RefSeq and is a predicted model, not a curated record. Bases 1 to 621 code for a protein of 206 amino acids. The transcript has a single exon.
AUGGAAGGCACUCGAUCGCCUAUAAAAUAUCUCUCCAAGUUCUCAAAUUCUUCCUCUUCUUCUUCUCAACUCAUCUCAUCAUCUUCUUCUUCUUCUGCUUGUUCUCUCCUCCAACGGCGCUCAUAUCUAUUCCUGUCGCUCCAAUAUAAAUUACUACUGUAUAUGACACCGCUGACUCUCGUUUUUUGUUUUUCAACCUCCGUGAUGGCUUGUCAGUGCAACCUCACCAUGCUAGAAACGGCCGUGCGAAGAGGAACAGCCAAAGAAGCCAUCGACUACCUGUCAUGGCUCCUCUUCCCGGUCCUAACUGGGGUAGUAUUACAUUACUUUCCCCACUUAGACUCAUGGGCAUGCGACAAGCUUGCCAAGACGACAGUCGAAGACGCCGAGAACCCUGAACCGGACCGGCAAACUGAAACCACCCGACCCGUUGCUCAGGGUGUCAACGCCUUCGGCCCUCUUUCUGCGGAGAGGGGGCCGAAGGUAUCUCUAAGGAGCUUCAUGGCCAGGUGUCAAGUCUUCAUAGCUUCCGAAACGCAGGCGAGGGCCGAGUUACGGAAGACUUUGAAGGGCAUCAAGACGAAUAUUAACGCCAACGAACAACUUGGAUGUUUUCCUUAG